Messenger RNA from Stylophora pistillata, 3872 nucleotides. RefSeq names its product neuropeptide FF receptor 2. The record is from RefSeq and is a predicted model, not a curated record. Gene Ontology annotation, biological process: G protein-coupled receptor signaling pathway. Gene Ontology annotation, cellular component: plasma membrane. Gene Ontology annotation, molecular function: G protein-coupled receptor activity. Lineage: Eukaryota; Metazoa; Cnidaria; Anthozoa; Scleractinia; Pocilloporidae.
UUAGAAAAAUAAAAUAAGACCGAGAGCACAAGUCAUCUAGUAAAGAAAUCUACAUUUUCCACCCGGAGUUACUUCAUCCCAAAGAUAUUGUUUACAACUAACAAGAAGUCUGUCAAACAGCUAAAAAAACUGCUCUCCUCGAAUACAGGGGAAGCUUUAACACCUCUUAAUAUGGGAGACAAACGCCAAAAAGCGAGCGGAGCCCAAAUCAGAGAGGGUUACCAUACGAAUAACAGCAAACCAAGGUGCUGCAAAAAGCGACACAUACACGUUCGACCUCGUCGCCUGACGAGCACUAGCAGUGCAGCAAUCGAAAUGUCGCCAUCAGUAUGAUUGAUACCUUGAUUCUACAUCGUGAGACAAAUGAUUCAACGCUCAUUUAUCUACAAAACCACGAUGAAAAAAAACAAAACAAAAGAAAUCAUCAAACAUUUUCUAUAACAUCUUGCAUCUGACUGGCUCUGAAACAUAUCUGCAGAAAUUGGCUACAGCUUUGCACCAGCUGCUAAGAGCAAUAAAAUGUUGAGGCCUCUCUGCCCAUCACCACACGGUGUUGCCAAGCAAUUAAUUGUGGCAGACGUAGAUGGCUUGGCUUAAGUCUGAAGAACCAUUAGUAACUUUGCAAGACAAUUCUGACAAAGAAAUUUGAGACUGAGGAGGUGUAAGUCCCAACGAACAGCUUCAUAAAAGUGAGUUGUAUACUUCAUCUGUUUCCGCUAUUAGCUAUUAGGUAAGAACAACAUUCAUAGAAGCUAGAUGUAAGAUUUUUUUUUCCGUAGUGGGUAAGUGAAACCCCUUAGGGCUCGUUUGAAAACGAAAAAGGCUAAUAGAUCUCUGUAUCUGUAUUUUUUUCAAAAUGAAUCUUUCCUGAAAUGUUCAACAACACAGUUUUGAUUUCCCUGCAUAACAUACUUUGCAAAUAAAAAUGCGCUUAAUGCUCACCAAUCACAGCAAAACAUAAUGAGUUUUCUUAUUCGGUAAACAAGUGCGCGUGAUAGCUGUCUUCUGAAAGCCUAACCUACCAAUGACGUAGAUAGGAGAGUAGAAAAGCGAUACUACUGAACCUCGGUGUUUCAAUGUUUAGUUAAAACAAAUUGGAUGAAGCAGAUGUUUUUUCUUUCUUGGAAACCAUACAUUGUCUACUCCAAGCGCAAAUGAUUUUGUUUGCAAAUCUGACAGUCUAUAUAAGGUGCUAAGGCACUUUGAUAGCGACAUUGUCUCGUUCCAUAGUGAUUCAUAUCAAAUACGAAAAUUCAAGUGAAGAUUCCGGAAACAAGUCAAAGGCUAGUAAGGUAAGCGAUCCAUUCCGGAAUGGGAAGACUGCGCUUCGUUUUAAGACAAUAUUUCGAUGAACCAGUUCAAAAGAUUUAAUUUCUUUAAAUCUUCAUAAUUCAAAAUGACAGAAAUAAGUCUGGUGCCUUGUAGAGACUUAACCAUCACUAAAUAUAAGACAGCCACUAUCAAAGUAUCAGUUCUCCGUAAAAAUUGCCAUCGACUUCUCUGGAUGCCAUUACGGAUAAAUACUUUGCACAUCAGAUCACCAUUUCAUCUCUCAUCUGCUAUCUACUGAGUAUUAAAAGAAAAAAAUUAUUUCCAUUAUCCCCGACUUUUAGUGUUCUGACUAGUGCUUUCUAUAAGAAAGAAACUACCUUAGGGUAAAGUUUUUAAAAAUCAAUUAACGAUAUGUAAAAGAUAUAUCGGACGUUGAAUACUACGCAACACAUUUGUCGUAUUCAUGCUAAUUUUUUGUUAAAUUCACACCAUGCCAGUUGCGUUUCCUGUAGAUUAAUGAGCGCCAAAAGUGAUUGGACAGCAAUACUUUUAGUCGCUUGAAAGUUGAUCGAGAAGUAGAAGGUUUGGGUCACCGCAUCACUCCUGAAGCUCUGAGAAAAUGAUUUCAUACCUCACUAUCUGAUGCCACAAUUAACCAAAAGCCGGGUUCAAUACGAGAAGGCAGAGACAACAUUAAAACGUCAGGAAAGCACCAUCGAAAGCAAAUACCCAGUUUCCGUCUAUUAUUAAGAAAAGCAGAUUUUACAGCUCAGGAGAAACAGUAGAAUACUGCUGGAAACUUUUAAAAGGGAGACUUAUAAGAAAGAAAUCAAAUCGAAUGAAUAGAGCCGACAGAAAAAACAUCAAAAUACUGAAAUUUUGAUGAUACCGUCGCACGAGAUGUCUGAAAAACGGGUCAUUACUACGGCAAUCGAAACAGCAGAUGACUGAAUCAUCGGUAGAGCAAUUGAAACUACCAUUGAAAACUUUUGAUGUUGGAGUGUUGAUCUUCACUUAAACAAAAGAAAGUCGAGCUUGAUGUAACUAUCGCAUCUCUUUGAUUUACCAUGCGGGUGGACACAGCAGAUAUCUACUUGAUUUCAGCUUAUAUCGUGGUAGUCCUUGUGGGUAUUGCUGGUAACUCACUUGUGAUAGAAGUGGUGCGAAGAAAACGCUCCAUGCAUUCCACCAUGAACUUCCUGCUCGUCAAUCUCGCGAUCUCAGACUUGUUGACUCUCGUCUUCUGCCUUCCGGGGACGACUCUUUCCUACACCGAGCAACCAAAUGGGCAUGUGGGCAAUUUCCUCUGUAAAUUUAUCACAACGCACACCAUCGCUGGUGUUGGAAUGAUCGUCUCUGGAAUGACACUGACAUUAAUCUCUGUGGAACGCUACAAAGCUCUGGUGAUUCCAAUGGAAACGCGAUUUCGACUCAACAGAGGAAACGUCCUCUUUGCCAUCAUAGGGAUCUGGAUUUUCGCCAUCGCUUAUGUGUGUCCACUCUUUAUCUUCGAAACGUACAGCGAGAAGUACCAUCGAUGCAUCACAAGCUGGCCAACUUCUUCCGCGAAAAACAACGCGUAUUGGAUCGUCCUUGCCGUAAUUGUCACUACAGCUUUCGUUAUCAUGUUCGUCUGCUACUUUAGCAUAGUCAGAGGUUUAUACUUUACAAACACGAUUUGCUCCUCAAACGCCAACGCCGGAGUGGACAAUGAUGCGGUGUUGAAACGAAAAAUCGUUCAAAUGCUGCUGAUAGUCACCGCUGUGUUUUUGCUUUGUUUCUUUCCCUUUGCCAUUGCAACCGCAGCAGACAUAGCCCAAGGCAGCGUUUUCUACAAGACUUCGUAUUUUCUGGUGUACUGCAGUUCUAGUUUAAAUCCCAUCACAUAUGCGCUGAACAGUACAAAUUACCGAACUGCGUUUAAGGAAGUUUUGAAUGAGUUCCGAUUUUGUGCCUGUUUAGGACAGACUCAAGAUUUUAGAGUAGUGGUCCAAUAGGAAAACAGCGACAGAACCCGUGGGGUUUAAGUCUGUGCAGUUGUAAGCGACUGUGCUCUUUUUCACGAUCAAUUCAUUAAAUGAAUAUAUACAGCGAAGUAUUUCACUUUUAGAGUUUACACUUGCCUCAAACCUGUCAUAUUAUGAUGCAUUUCUAGAUAAGCUUUGUAUAACCUGACUUACUCAAAGAUUUAGUUAUAUAGAAUCGGUACAUUGGUUUAAAAAAAGAUUAGGUUCCGUUUAAUCCCCUUCAUAUUUAGGAUUUCAUCCAAUAUUCUUUGAUAAGCGGAAAACAAAGCAUUUAUAUGCAGCUAAAUCCAAAUAAAAUUUUAAUUCAAAAUUAUUUCGUCAUUUUUGCAAGGUGUGCAAAAAAUACAGAGAGACUCUUCACAUCAAUACCGAAGAAUAAACACAAAAGUAAAAACACCUGAAUCUUUUAAUAUCAGAACUCUUGUAAUAUUCGGGCAUAGUUAGUCCCCCUCUACUAACUAUGAUUCUGGUGUUGUAAUUUCAAGGCAUUUAAACUUGAUUAGAUGACAGUUUGAUGAUUUUGUUUCGUGUUCCCUUUGGCAAUUUACAAAUCCAAAUCCUACAUCACUAUCA